Uloborus diversus is the source of this 1227-nucleotide messenger RNA. RefSeq lists its product as uncharacterized. The transcript is spliced from 2 exons. NCBI's taxonomy places the organism in Eukaryota, Metazoa, Arthropoda, Arachnida, Araneae, Uloboridae. The record is from RefSeq and is a predicted model, not a curated record. Bases 1 to 1227 code for a protein of 408 amino acids. Gene Ontology annotation, molecular function: protein binding.
AUGAAAAAGGGAGGCUUUUCUUUACGUAAAUGGGUGUCAAACGAUCCCGACGUACUGGCAACCAUUUCAAAAGAAUUACAGGCAAUUGAUUCAAAACACACGAUCAACGAUGACCAACCUGUCAAGAUUCUGGGAAUAGCUUGGCUUCCAGAUGUUGACAAGUUCACCUUUACCAUCACCGUCAAUGAGAUGGAGGUAUGGACUAAACGUAAGGUACUUUCUGAAGUCGCUAAAAUCUUUGACCCCUUGGGCUGGUUGGCACCUACAGUUAUCAUUUCCAAAAUCUUCCUCCAAGAGCUGUGGAGUCAUCAUCUAAGCUGGGACGAGGAGCUACCUGAUUCUCUGGCAAAGCAGUGGAGAACAUUUCAAGAACAGCUUCCUGUACUUACAAAUAUAAAAAUUCCACGCUGUAUUCUCAUUCCCCAGGCUUCAGACGUGCAAGUACACGGAUUCUGCGACUCUUCAGAGAAGGCCUAUUGCGCAGCUAUAUACAUUCGUUCCCAGGAUGUAACACUAGCUGUGACAUCCAGACUGCUAACAUCCAAGACGCGUGUCUCUCCAGUAAAACCGCAGUCUUUACCUCGAUUGGAACUCUGUUCUGCUUUACUUCUUGCCAAUUUGUUGCAAGCUACCUUGCCAACGCUAACUGUGCCAAUCUCUGAGACAUUUGCGUGGUCUGAUUCCAAGAUCACACUGGCAUGGCUGAAGUCUGAACCAAGAAGAUGGCAACCGUUCGUAGCUAAUCGAGUAGCACAAAUUCAAGAGCUGACUCCUAAUGUGCACUGGAACCAUGUGAGCGGUCUGGAGAAUCCUGCUGAUUGCGGAACAAGAGGGAUACCUCCAACUAAACUAGAAAAGUGCGACUUGUGGUUCAACGGACCUGAUUGGCUAAGGAGUGAGAAAGCAUCAGGGAAAAAAGACGCUGGUACGAAUACAUCAUCCAAAGACUUCGGUAGCUUAUUCUUAUGUAAAGAUCCACCCACAGAGAAAGAUCACAAUCUUACUUUAAUAUCAAAUGAUUUCGAGGCAAUGUACAAUGUUCAAAGAUUUGCUGAUGUCGUUCUGAAACUCGGCAAGCACGAAUUUCCGGUACACAAGUUGAUUCUGAGAAGUCGAUCCAAGAUGUUCGAAGCAAUGUUCGAACACGACAUGCUGGAGAAUCGACAACACACUGUGGACCUUGUCGAUAUGGAACCUGACACAGUCAAAGACAUGCUUCGCUAUUAG